GGUAUGGUUCUGAAGCGGCAGCUCAGCGAUGUUGCUGCGUUUCACGCCGUUGAUUGGACGGGCUGUCCUAAUGUUUAAGUAUAUCAAUGUUUGACCAUUGUUUAAGUUAAAUUGAGUUGAAUAAACACGAAAACCCGAGCCAGCAGCUGGCGGAGCACGACUGCAAUUUUGGUCGCUGUGACCCCUGGUUGUCGCAUAGAGCUCGCGGAUGCGCCCGUGACGCUGUGCGCUGAAUAUAUAGCGCGUGGAGCGUGGGCAUGCCGGCGCCGGACGCAGUCGGGGGCCCUGCAGCUGCCACUGUCGCUGGCAGCGGCGACCUCGCGGCAGGGGGAGUGCCGCAGCUGCUAGCCGGCUUCCAGCUGCAGCGGCUCUUGGCUCGCACCCACUUCUCCUGCGUCUGGGCUGCAAGUCGCGAUGUGACUGAGCCACACGUCACCGGGGGCGGCGACGCCGACGGCAGUGCCACUGGUGUCGGCGCCCGGGACGCCGGCGCCGGCCACGCGGCCGGCACCGGUCGCAGCGGGGCGGCGGCGCGGGAGUGCGUUGUCAUCAAGGCCCUGGACGCGGGCCGCCCCAGCCACGCCGCCCUCGCAGCGAACGAGGCGGCCGCACUGAGGCACCUGGAGGCGGCGGCAGUAGCAGCAGCCACUACAGCAGCAGCAGCAGCAGCAGCAAUCACUACAGCGGCAGUAGCAACCAAGCCGCAGGCGACAGUGGCUGCAGCUGGCGGAGGGACUACAGCCGGCGGCUCUCAGCAGGGGGAGGAGGCAACGGCUGCCAUGGAGGCGGCGGCGGCGGCGGCGGCGGCACCGGGGCCGCCCGACUCGUGGCGGCGGCGGCGGCUGCAGGCCUGGGCCCCGGCUGUGCGGCUGCUCGACACGGCCACGGCUGACGUGGACAUGCGGCGGCUGCUACAGCUGCUACUGCCGACAGCUGCUGCCGCACCGGCUGAGCGCUGUGUCGGGCAUGGAGGUACAGGUGGCGGCUCAAGCGCACACGAGCGCCGCGUGCUGACGCGUCAGCAGCAAGAGGCGGAGAAAGAGCAGGAGGAGGGGCAGGAGCCGCUAUGGGGCGCAGGAGCGGCGGCGGGCGCCGCGGCGGCGGCACCGGCGGCGGGCCGGCGGCGGUGGCGCUGCCUGGUGUUGGAGGCUCUGGGGCCCACGGCUGCAGACGUGCUGGAGUGCUGGCGGGCUGGGGCCCUCAGAAGCGGCGGCGGCGGCGGUGGAAGUGGCGGCGGCGGCAGGAGCGCUUGGGCGGCGGGCCGAGCUGCUUUAGGCGGCGCCGGGGGCGGAGGCGCGGAGGGCCGGGGUGCGGGAGGCGGAGGCGGGGGCGGAGCUAGGGGCGCGGGGGCAGUGGAGGCUGGGCCGGCGGACGUACGACAGGAGGAGCAGCAGCGGUGGCGGCGGCGGCGGUGUGGACUGCCGCCCGCGGCAGUGCGUCAGUUCGCGGCCCAGGCUCUGGCAGCCCUUCAUGUGAUGCACACGCACGCGGAGUUGGCGCACAACGACCUUAAGCCCAGCAACUUCGCCUGGAGGCAGCAGCCGCCGGGGCGCGCCGCCACCGGUGGCGGCGGCGUCGGCGAGCGCGGGAGCGGGGACGGCGGCGGCGCUGGUCACUGGGCGCUGUUGGACCUGGGGAGUGCGUGCAGCCUGCGGCCGGAGGGGCAGCGCGUGGCGGAGGGCCCGGCGGGCGCCGGCGCCAAAGGCUACAUCCGCCCUUGCCAGUCGCUUGUUGCUGCCGCCGCCGUCAUUGGCAGCGACAGCGACAGCGAAGGCGGCUUUGGCAGCGCCGCCGCCGCCACGCCAACCGCAAGCUCCCGACACCCUGGCCACCCUCCGCCCGCCGCCGCCGCCGCCGCCGCCGCCGCCGCCGCCGCCGCCGCCGCCGCCGCCGCCGCGCCGCCGCUUCCCUGGUACGACACGCCCGCCUACGCCGCUCCGGAGCUGGCGCUGGGCCUGGCGCCGUCGGCCGCCUCCGAUAUGUGGUCCCUCGCCGCCUGCGUCUACGAGCUAGCCGCCGGCGAGCAGCUACUGCCGCUGCCGCCGCAGCUCCUGGCGCCGGAGGCUGUAGCAGCGGACUUGCCGGGGGUGGCGGAGUUUCACCUGGCGGUGGUAGAGGCGCUAUUGGGGCGGCCGCCGCCGGCGGCGCUGCUGCGUCGGGCGCCGGCGGCGGCGGACUUUUACGACGUCGGCCGGCGGCCGCGGCCGCGGCUGUGGCUGGGGCGGGAGUUUGAGCUGCCGCCGCCGUGCGGCCUAGCGGGGCGGCUGCGGCGGGUGGCGGCGCGGCAGGCGCGGGGCGGUGGCGAGGGCGGCGGCGGUAGCAGCCGGGAGGAGGGGCAGCGGCGGCGAGCGCAGGGGCAGGGGCAGCAGCUGGCGGGACGCCCCGGCGGUGAUGGUGGCGGCGGCGCCGGCGGCGGCGGCGGUGGUGGCGGCGGCAGUCCUGGCGGCGCCAUGCUGGCGGCUCGGACGUCGUGCGAGCGAGGCACGGCCGGGGCCGCGGGCCUGGUGAUGCCGCAGCUACUGGCGGCGCCGGCGGAGUGGGAGUGGGAGUGGGGCUCGGAGCUGAGUGGCGGGUGGGAUGAGGCGGAGUGGGGCGGCCUGUGCAGCUUCCUGGCGCCGCUGCUGCAAUGGGACCCGCGCCGCCGGCCGCCGGCGCAUGUGGCGGCGAGGCACCCCUGGCUGCGGGGGGCGUGAGCGGCCGGGGCGGGGCCAUGUCCCUAUGCCGUGUGCCGUGCCGUGUGCCCAAGGGAUAGGCCCCAUGUGAUGAGCGGGAAUGCUGAGGAAAGAAAGAAGAGGCAGGCCCAGUGACUGGUCUCAGCCGGAGGAUUUGAAUGACAGACUGAGCGGCCGGGGCGGGGGCUAUCUUAACCACCGUGCCGAACUGCUGGGCCCCGUGCUCGUUGGAUUGCCCGCCCAAGCGCGCGAAUUGCGAGGUGCCGUGCCUGGCGCGGGGCGGCGGCUGCGGGGCGGGGCGGUGGGGGCCUGUGUGCCGCCGGCGGGUGCGGGUGUGCGGCUCGCGACAGCGGCAGCUGCCAUACGGAUGAGCGGCUGGCGUCAGGCGGUGCGAGGGCCGCGCUGCAGGUGUUCGCGGGGUGAAUGUACUUGGCUACAAGAAGGGUAGCGCUCGUUUGAGUGCGCGGCGGACCGAUACAUCAGACUUGCGGCGGGAUGACAUGUGUGUAUAUUUCGGUGGCGCCCGCUGGCGACUUGACGCUACCGACCAUCCGCCGCCCCUCCCCUUGAGCGCUGCCUGGAUACGGACUG
Messenger RNA from Chlamydomonas reinhardtii, 3263 nucleotides. RefSeq lists its product as uncharacterized. Gene Ontology annotation, biological process: peptidyl-threonine phosphorylation; peptidyl-serine phosphorylation. Gene Ontology annotation, molecular function: ATP binding; protein serine/threonine kinase activity; protein tyrosine kinase activity. The record is from RefSeq and is a predicted model, not a curated record. NCBI's taxonomy places the organism in Eukaryota, Viridiplantae, Chlorophyta, Chlorophyceae, Chlamydomonadales, Chlamydomonadaceae. The coding region runs from base 258 to 2693 and encodes 811 amino acids. Gene Ontology annotation, cellular component: cytoplasm. The transcript has 4 exons.